Messenger RNA from Cuscuta campestris, 1512 nucleotides. The record is from the annotation of a GenBank genome assembly. Lineage: Eukaryota; Viridiplantae; Streptophyta; Magnoliopsida; Solanales; Convolvulaceae.
AGGGGAACUCUACCCACACGGAUUCUGUCUUCCUCACCAAGAAAUCAAACGCAGUCCGGAAUCGGUCAAAUUCUACUGGUUUCACUUCUUCAUCAUCAUCCACGCAUUAUGAAUGGGCAAAGACAUUUAGGGAUACGAUUGGGUUUCGCGAUUCCGUAAGAGUCCCAAGAUCUGGAGAAAUAGAGACUGUUGAUUGAAGCAGGUAACAAUAAUGCUUCCACUUAUCAAGCUCGGGACGCUCGCGCUGAAGACUAUGAGCAAACCCAUUGCCGCCCGGCUCAAGAAGGAAGCCGGACGGCACCCCAAGUUCCGGAAUUUCAUCAUCAACAUUGCUCAGGCAAACCACAGAAUCACCACAACAAUGCAAAGGCGUAUCUAUGGUCAUGCAACUGAUGUUGAAAUUCGACCGUUGAAUGAGGAGAAAGCCGUGCAGAAUGCUGUAGAUCUUCUUGGAGAAUUUUUCAUUUUUUCGGUGGCUGUAGCAGCUCUUAUCUUUGAAGUGCAACGUAGUGCUCGAUCAGAAGCUAAGAAGGAGGAGCUCCGCCGACACGAGAUGGAGCAAGUGAGGCUACGAGACGAAGCGAUGGCUAGGGAAAUUGAAGAGCUUAAACGCAAAAUCGAAGAGCUCGAACAACUAGCUCGGGGGAGGGGGCUUGCCGGUGUAUUCAAAUUCAAAUUGCCCUUGACUGAACAAGCUACCAAGUCAGAAUGACCUGUCUUUUAUCUCACAAAACCCUUACUGCGAAAUAUCAAUAUUUUUCCUUCUUCCAUUCUUUGGCCCUACCUCCCCAUUACUGAUGAAAAAGAGCUCAGAACUUAGCUCAGCUCUUAUUGGCGAUCAUGGUAAAAUAAACCCGUAUUCGGGAUGUGGCCAUUUCUACCACAGAAAUUACAACAAAGGGAGAAAGAAUCCCUAUAUCAUAUACACUCGUAAUUUUUUUCUGGAAUUUGAUAUAUUGCACCAGAAAAAAAGAAACUUAAAAAGCUUCAAGUUCUUCGUCCUCAUCUUCUUCAAAUCCUUUACAGCUUUCCGGAUUCCACGGAAUCAUGGAUUACAUCAUAUAGAUCACAUUUUGGUAGGCAUUUGAGAUGUGCAUGUGUGAGUCCAUUAAAAGAUGAGACAGUUUUAUUUCUUCAGUCUUUGGGUUUUGGCAUUUGAUACUGAUUAUGAUGAUGAAGAUAUUCCAGAUGCUCCCCUAUCUGGAAAAGCUAUGGAGUAAUAUAUUUCAUCCAAUCUUUUUUCUGCACUGUGGAGUGAAGGGUUCCCAUUCCAAGGUGCAUCAAGGAUUGACUUACAAGAGAAUCUUGGAGAUGGUAAUGGGGUGUGCCCUUUAUGCCUUUCUUACUCUCAACAAUUUAUGCUUUUGCCUUUCACAGUUUCACAUAAAAAAAACAAAUGAAGUACUUCCCCCCUGCUGAUUGAAAGGUCAAGAUGCUCUCUUUGGUCGGUUCGGUUUCGGUUUUGUAAGCGCAAAACCAAAACCGAAUCGAGUUGCCUAGAGUCAUUUUUGG